AUGCCAUCCUUCUCCUCAAUAGACAGUCAGAGCAUCAAUCCCACCAGGGUGGUCAAGGAGGUCAGGGCACUGAUGGUUGACAUGGGCACAGGCUAUUUCAAAGCAGGCUUCGGUGGCCAUGCCAAGCCUUCAGUCGUCAUCUCUUCCACAGUGGGUAGACCCAUGCAGCGGAGUGCCAAGACUGGAGACAACCGGCAGGAGAACUUCGUGGGCAGUGAGCUGAGAGCCCCUACAGAGCUGCGGCUCAUCAACCCUCUCCGGCAUGGCAUUGUAUUGGAUUGGAAUGGUGCCGAGGCCAUCCUGGCCUACAUCUUUGAGAAGGAGAUGAAGGUGCAGCCCGAAGACCAUGCCGUGAUGGUGGCUGACCCACCCCUGAGCCCCACCACCAACCGCGAGAGGAUGGCCGAACUCCUCUUUGACACCUUCAACUUUCCAGCCAUACACAUCACAAGGCAGUCGCUGCUUUCUAUCUAUGCCUAUGGCUGCACCAGUGGGCUGGUGGUGGAGAGUGGCCAUGGUUCCUCCUGUGUCGUCCCCAUCCAUGAAGGCUAUAUCUUGCCUCACAUCACUGCCAGCAUUGAUUAUGGAGGCUGUGAUCUUACCAAAUAUUUGCUAAAACUCAUCAACCAGAAUGGGCACAAGUUAAGUGCCAAUGAUUAUCAUCUCCUGGAGCAAAUUAAACAGGAGUAUUGUUACACCGCUAUUGACUUUGAUGGUGAGAUGCGGGGUGAGAACAAAGAGUACAUAGCACACUUUGAGUUGCCAGACGGUAAGAUUAUCACGGUUGGCAAGGAAAGGAUUAAAUGCCCUGAAGCCCUCUUCAAUCCAUCACUCAUCGGUUCCAGAGAGGCUGGGCUGCAUACAGUGGCUCUGAACAUCAUCAAUAAAUGUGACCCUAGCCUGCUAGAGGAAAUGUACACAAAUAUCCUGCUCUGUGGGGGCUCAACCAUGUUCUCUGGGUUCCGUGUUCGUUUCCAGAAGGAAUUAAGAAAACUGGCACAAGACAUGAACCCGCAAGUGCAAGCAAUUCCUGAGAGAAAAUAUUCAGUCUGGUUUGGAGGUUCAAUCCUAUCCUGCAUCAAAUCCUUCCAGCAACUGUGGGUUAGCAAAAGGGAUUACGAUGAGCGUGGACCACUGGCUAUCUAUAGAAAAUGUUUCUGAA
Hemiscyllium ocellatum (epaulette shark) is the source of this 1162-nucleotide messenger RNA. RefSeq names its product actin-like protein 7A. The transcript has a single exon. The record is from RefSeq and is a predicted model, not a curated record. Lineage: Eukaryota; Metazoa; Chordata; Chondrichthyes; Orectolobiformes; Hemiscylliidae. The coding region runs from base 1 to 1161 and encodes 386 amino acids.